Molecule: messenger RNA, 3879 nt
Organism: Peronospora matthiolae
Lineage: Eukaryota; Oomycota; Peronosporomycetes; Peronosporales; Peronosporaceae
Source: the annotation of a GenBank genome assembly
AUGUCGUCCACCAGCAACGCCUCCAUUGACAAGUUCAACGGAGACAAUUACGCAACGUGGAGCCGGUACAUGCGCGGUGUGUUUUUGACGAAGUCCGUCUGGCACGUUGUCAACCGUGAAGUGACUCCGACUUUCACCGACCCGCGAGCGUCCGAUGACUACGUCAAGGCAAGCAACGUCGCGUUUGGUAUGAUGCUGCUGCACAUGAACGCGGACUACCAUCAUGUGCUGGACAACUGCGAGGAAGCCUGGGUUGCGUGGACAAGUCUGAAGACGCUGUACGGUGGGUCGCAGAAGGCAGGACGCAUCUACCUCAAGCGACAACUUUUCAGUAUCAAGAUGGCUGAAGGCGCGAACGUCAUGCAUCACUGCAACGAGGUCCUCAACAUCUCCGCCAAGCUUAGCGGCAUCGGUGCGAAGAUGGAAGAUGAAGACGUUGCAAUUUGUCUGCUACUCAGUCUUCCGAAGAGCUACGAAAAUGUGGUGCUCAACAUGGAAAUGAGCAGCACCGAGCUUCGCACUCAAGAUGUGGUGAGAGUCCUGACGAAUGAGCAUGCCAAGCGUCAAGGAGAAAAAGGGACAACGACAGCGACUACGGUGAAGGCUGAAGAUGCAAGCAAGGCAUUCAGCGCCGAGCGUGAGCCCUACCAAUGCACGUAUUGUGGCAAGGUGGGACACACGGUGGAUCGUUGCUGGACAAAGCAGAAGAACGAAGGUCGGGGAGCCCGACGCGGCGGCAAUGGUCGUGGACGCGGGGCUAACAAUGUCCAGUGGGGACAUCAUGAUGAAGGCAAUGGCUACGAUCGAGUGGCGUUUGCAGUCUCGUUCGAAUGUGGAGUUUCGACGAGCAAGGACGUGUCUGGAAUGUGGGCCGUCGACAGUGGUGCAACGCACCACAUUUGCCACGACAAGACCAAGUUCGCAAGUUUGGCAGAGCGCAAUGAGGGCGAACUCUUGGUGGCUGAUGGCAACAAGGUGGCCAUCAAGGGUGUGGGAACCAUCAUGGAAAAGGUGGUUCUGCCCAACGGUGAAGAGCGUGAGAUCGAAAUCAAGAACGCGCUAUAUGUUCCAAGUAUGAGCAAGAACCUGCUCUCGGUGCCACAGAUUAACAGCCAUGGCAAGUUUCAAGUCGUGUUUGACGGGUCCAAGAUGUAUGUGACUCUCAAGAACUCACAGCAAGUGGUGGCGACAGCGGAUCUCGUGGAUGGACUCUACUGGCUUCGGACGACUCAACGAUCAGCGAAUGUGACAACAAGUGGAACCAGUUGUGCCGAUCUACAUGCGAGAAUGGGUCAUGCUCCAGUCGAUGUACUUCGCAAGAUGAUCGCGACCAACAUGAUCAAGGAUGUGGAAGUCCCUCUCAACAACCGAGACAAGCGCAGCUACGAUACGUUUGAGCUACUUCAUCUGGACAUCUGCGGGCCCAUGGAAAAGGAUUCGCUCGGUGACAGCAAAUAUUUGCUGCUGAUCAUCGACGAAGCCAGUGGAUGCAUGAAGGGCUUUUGUCUACGAGUGAAGUCCGAGAGUGAAGACUACAUCCGGAAAUAUAUCACCAUGGUACAGACGCAAUUCUGUAAGAAGGUCAAGUUCGUGCGACACGACGGAGCUCGCGAGUUUGCAACCAACUCGCUUCAACUGUUCUACGACGACGAAGGCAUUGAACAGCAGACGACGGUGCCCAUGCUUCACCAUGCCAAGUUGGACAAGUGCUUCUGGGCUGAAUUAGCAAUGACGGUCAUCUACGUCAAGAAUCGCCUUCCGUCACCUAAAGUCGUGCAUAAGACCCCGUUUGAGAUCGUCUACAACUUGAAACCAAGCGUCAAGCACAUGCGAACAUUCGGGUGUCAGACAUACAUACUGACGCCUAAAGAGAAUCGACUCAAGUGGGAUCCAAAGGCUCGCGCUGGCAUAUUCGUGGGCUACGAAGAAGUUUCGAAGGCAUAUCGUGUUUAUGACAUCGAGGCGGGGCAGGUGGUUAUCAGCCGCGAUGUCAACUUCGACGAGUCCACCUUUGGACUUCAACUGCCGAUCACUGAUGAAGAUGUCGAUGACCUGGACUUCGAAUUGCUGGAUCUUGAUGACGAAGAGCUGCGUCAAAUGGAGUACAAGCAAACAGGCAAGCGCAAGAACCGACUCAAUGAUGAAGAUACAGCAGCUCCACGACCGCGUGCAGUGCGUCAACGACCAGGACUAGAAGAGUCAAGCGCGCCGGAAAACAACUCGUCACGACAAGAAGAAGACGAAGAAACGAAGGAUUCUGGUGAUUCAACACCGCCUGUGUUUUGGCGUGCGAGUGCAAAUGCCGUUGAAGCAGCAGUGGACUUAUCAGAACCCUCAACAUUUGAAGCAGCAGUAAGCGGCCCUGACCAAGUGCACUGGAGAAAAGCAAUUCAUGCAGAGCUCGAGUCAAUGCGACUUCGCGGUGUGUUUCGUGCAGCCAAGCUGCCCAACGGACAACGCGCCAUUGGCACAAAAUGGGUGUUCAAGAUCAAGCGCAAGGCGGAUGGGUCAAUCGAGAAGUACAAGGCACGACUUGUGGCCAAGGGUUUCCGACAAAAGUAUGGCAUCGACUACACGGAGACGUUUUCGCCUGUGGUCAAGUAUGUGACGCUGCGAAUGGUGAUCGCAAUUUCCAAGCAUUUUGGAUGGCCCAUCGACCAGCUUGAUGUGGUGACAGCUUUCCUGUAUGGCGUCAUGAAGGAACAAGUGUUCUGCGUGAUUCCUGAAGGCGUCGAACUUGACAGUACGUUCGACUGCCUGGAAUUGGUGAAGUCAAUUUACGGCCUCAAGCAAGCGUCGCGAGUGUGGAACGAGACGUUCGACGAGUAUGUGUGCUCCAUCGGAUUUCAAGUAUCGGACUUCGACCCAUGUCUCUACAUCAAGACUUCGGACGGCCAUUGCGUGUUUAUACUGGUCUACGUGGACGACGUCUUGGUGACUGGAAGCUCACUCGAGCUGAUUGCACAAACCAAGAACGACCUGAAGACGCGGUUCGAAAUGACGGACAGCGGCAAGUGUGCGUUUGUUCUUGGGAUCGAGCUUUUGGACGGUGAAGAUGGCAGUGUGACACUAUGUCAGCGUCGGUAUGUCGAUGAUAUCCUCAAGCGCUUUGGCAUGGAUGAUUGCAAGGCAGUCGCAAGUCCAGUCGACAUGAGCUCUCGACUUGUUUCAAGUGAUGCAACUACCAAGGUCGAUGCUCCUUUUCGCGAAGCUGUUGGUGCGUUGAUGCACCUGACCACUGCAACGCGUCCGGACAUUGCGUUUGCUGUGGGCUAUGUGUCGCGGUUCAUGGAAAAUCCCCAAGAAGAACACUGGGUUGCAGUUAAGCGUAUCUUUCGCUACCUACAAGGCACCAAGACGCAUGGAAUUUGCUACAAGCCAAGUGCAAGGAUCGACUUCCGUGGAUAUUCGGAUGCGGAUUGGGCUGGUGAUCUUACCGACCGCAAGUCAACAUCGGGGUACACGUUCAUGCUACUCGGUGCGCCAGUCAGUUGGGGCAGCAAGAAGCAGCCAAGUGUUUCGUUGUCCACGAGUGAAGCCGAAUACAUCGCACUCAGCUUGGCGAUUCAAGAGGGCAAGUGGAUUCAUCGUCUGCUUUGUGAGAUCGUGAUGGCUGCCAAUGAAGAAGGACCGGAACUCAUGAUCCAUGAAGACAAUCAGUCGUGUAUCAAGAUGACGAAGAACCCAGUCAACCACGGCCGUGCCAAGCACAUUGAUAUCAAGUACCAUCACAUCCGUGAUGAGGUCAAGCGCGGUGAAGUGAAGCUCAAGUACUGUGAAACUGCGGUGAUGUUAGCGGACAUCAUGACGAAGGGACUUCACGGGCCACGCCACAAGGAGAUGACGGCGACUCUCGGGAUUCGUGAGCAUUCGGAUUGA